AUGGCACACGACCCUCUUCCACCCCUCGCCCCCUUUCCCCCGCCUGCAGUUCGGAACCUCAUUCAGAAUGAGGAAUGGGGGGCGUGUCUAGAUGCCUGGAUUACGUUGCUUGAAUUGCGCUUGAAGACUCCCCUGGAUGAAGUUCAAUCAUCAACACCCAAAGAUGAUUCAGCCCGUGUGUUCCUGGCCUCCUUUUUCCGGGAGGCGGCAGUUGGAGGGCUUUCAAUCCCCCGCGGUCUUGAUGCCGACGUGAAGAUGAAAAGUUUGAGACGCCUUUGUUUUCUUCUUACAGGCAGACAUCUGUUGCAGGUUCGUCCGCCGACUCCUGAGCUUCUAGAUUGGGAGUUUCUUGCAUCCUUCUGUCAGGUGUAUAUUUCUAGUCCCGCAACAAAGCAACUCUUAGCACAGCUGUGGAUGCAAGAAUCGCAGGCGCUUACUGCCAGCAUCGAAAAAGGGAAAUUUUUGGUUAUGAAUGCUCUAUCUUUAUCGUCCAAGGCCACAGACAGUAUAACAAGAGCGAACAAUCAUCUGCGCCUUCUGACAAUACUGGCCCUGACAGUUCCCCAGAUCGGCCAUGUUCUAAUGACUGGCUCUGAUUAUAUCGAUGCAUUAUUUGAUGCCUAUCAAAGCACUCAUAAGAUAAAUGUAUCUCUCAAUAAGACCAUUGUGGCUAAUGCUUAUGUCUCUUUUACCUCGUUGCUGAAAGUGGAUCCUCCUGCGACUUCUCUGUUGUUAGAUCAGCUUUUCAGUCUGAAAUCUGCUGCCAAGAUGGAUGAGAAGGGAACCAAGAGGGAACCGACGUUGUUGUCGGACAUAAUGUGCAGUACAAAUUUACUGGCAAAAAUGGAAAGGGUGUUUGCCCGCGAGGGCCCAAAGCGAGGACAACAUCUCGUGGUGUUGCUCCGCCAGUACCAGGCUGAAUGCAGCUCUCUCCAUAGCCGGUAUCAGCGUGUUAAAAGAAGACAGGGUAAAGGAAAAGGCCGUGAAAAAGAAAUUAAGCCCGAACGCGGGGACCAAAUCAUGCACGUCCAUAAAAUGGCUUUGAUAACUCAAGUUCAAGACUUAUUCCCGCACCUGGGGACGGGGUACAUUGCCAAGCUCCUUGGUUCCUACGAGGACGACGUCGAAAUCGUUAUCUCUCAUCUAAUUGAGGAUUCACUGGCUCCACAACUUCGAGACCUCGAUCCCUCCGAGGAACUUCAGGACUACCUUGUUCCCCACCACAACCUUGCACCAAAGCCCACACCACCACUGUUGCCAUAUCUAUCCCCACUUCCAUCACCAACAACACUUCCACCCUCCACAAUCCCCCAGCGCAAAAAUAUUUUCGACAACGAUGAGCUGACCCGCCAAACCAUCCCGGCCUCAAAGCUACACUACGGCCGCGCAAACCCCAACGUAACCGCUGACACCCUCCUCGCCACUUCCAGCAAAUCAGUCAACAAAGCCGCCAUCCUCUCCGCGCUGGCCGCCUUCGACUCCGACGAUGACGAGCGCGACGACACAUAUGACGUCGCCGACGUCGGCGGAACGGUUGACGCAGUUCCACCCGACGAAGACGUCGAAACUGCACCCUUUCGUCGAACUCAGGGUGAACGCGACACCGACUACAUUCUCUUCACCCAUUAUACAACCAACCAAGCCGUGUUUGCCCGCGAAGCGGCCACUCGCCGCUCGACGCCGCGCGCCAAUCUGCGCAGGGAAACGGGAAUGACCGAUGAGGCGAUUGAAGGGUGGGCGGUGAUGUUAUCCCGCGACCCAAAGCGGAUGGCGCGGAUGGAGCGUAGCUUCGCUCUUGGCGCUGGCCCGGGCGGCAGGGAGAGUUGGCAGCCGGAGCUUGCGUCGACGGCGUACAGGAGGCCGAUUAACACGGACUCCCCGGAUGGAACAGGGACAGAAGGGGAGGAGACCGAUGGUGGUGGCGGGCAUGGGGGUCGUGGCAGGGGUCUAUGGCGGGGAAGUGGACGGAGGGGAGGGGGUCGCCGCGGCGGCGGCGGCGAUGGUGGUGAUGGUGGAAAUGCAGAUGUUUACCCUGGCGGUCGGGGGACUGCGGUGGCGAGGCAACGGAAGGAUGCGAAUAAGGCGAGUCGGGCGAACCAUAAUCGACGGAACCAAAGGGCGAAGAAAAUGGCGAGAGGUGGCCUGUGA
Molecule: messenger RNA, 2148 nt
Organism: Paracoccidioides brasiliensis Pb18
Exons: 1
Coding region: 1-2148 (715 amino acids)
Molecular function (GO): ubiquitin binding
Source: RefSeq, a predicted model, not a curated record